Molecule: messenger RNA, 3542 nt
Organism: Protopterus annectens (West African lungfish)
Lineage: Eukaryota; Metazoa; Chordata; Ceratodontiformes; Protopteridae
Gene: IGSF6
Product: immunoglobulin superfamily member 6
Exons: 6
Coding region: 163-948 (261 amino acids)
Source: RefSeq, a predicted model, not a curated record
CUGCUGCACAUAAAAACUGAGCAAAAGCAAAACUAAGCACUCAGAAUAAACAUGCUAUGAUGAAACAGAGGACUUAUGUUGAGCAAAAUCUCUAAACUCUGUGGGUCAUGUGAAGUCUAGUUAAAAUUUUGAACUGACAGCUUAUGUUCAGUUCUCCUUUUUAUGAGGUACUUCUUAGUGAAAGAGGUGAGAAUAAGCUAUAGACAUUCACGAGGUACAAUGUACAAUCAGCUGAAAGUUAUCGUCACUGUACUGAACCUUUUUCUUCUCCUUACCAAAGAAGGUUUUACAAAAGGAGAAUGCAUUGUAACCGUAACUCAAGAAAGCCUGAUUGAAGUAGAAAACUCUUCCAGUUCGGUUGUGAUACCUUGCACUUUUUCCUCUACUGGAUGUGAUCUUUCCACACUUGAUGCCAUAUGGUUUAGAUACAAUCAAAACUCACAUGAAGAGUUGUCCUUAAACCAGCAACCUGAAAAAUAUAAACUGAAUAAAAACACAUCUCAGCAAACUGCUUCCCUUGAAAUCAAGUCAGUAAUAUCACGGGACAGUGGGCACUACAUCUGUGGAAUUGCAUUUCUGUCAUCAGACUCCCCCGGAUCUAAACAAACGGGCACAGGGACUGACUUAGUGGUAAGAGAGACAAAGAAUAUUAUUUUCAAAAAAGAGAAGAUCCUGUUGUCUGUUCUCUUUGCACUUUUGGUUUUAUACAGCAUUGCAAUAUCUGUUCUUCUGUUUAUCUGUCAGAGUAAGUCAGAAACUACAGAAGAUGCUAAGAAGAAGAAGAAGAAAGCUUCUGAACAAGAAGACAAGCAACAAAAAGAGAAUACUACACGUCGAGUUUUUCAAAACAUUGCUCAAGAACUGUACAAUAAAAAAUAUGUAUGGAAGAACCAACGGUCUCAACAAGAACCUUCAGUAGAAAUUGAUGACAUCUAUCAAAACUCAUGAUUCCUUGAACAACAGAACAGACAGAAAGUCUUUCAACAGGGAGGAAUUGAAAUCUAAAACACUUUGUAGUGCCGUGUAAUUUAAUCAGAUCCAUAAUGCUGCCUUUACUUAUUGUACCUGGGUGAAGCAGCCAACAGUGUCAUGUGAUAUAUUCCCAGACUGUCCAGUCAUGUACCUUAUCUUGUGGAGAAAUGGAAUCCUUGCUACAGAGAGAAUAGACUCACAGGAGAAGCCAGGUGUUUUGAGUUCUAUGAAUGAGUAAGCAUGCUAUACUAGCUAUAAAACAUGCCAAAAAGUUAGACUAAGAAGAUGCAAGUGUUUCCAAAUCCAUGCACCACGACUGACAACAGAAGGUAUUCAGCAUGUUAAUUUACCUCCAGGUGCCUGUUUCUUAAGAAAUAUUGCUCAACAAGUCAAUUCUAUUUAACAGCUACAAUAAAGAAAACAAAAUUCGUUAAAGCAGAGAGACAGAAACUGAGUGUUAUCACUGUACCAGAUGGUAGAUCCAGAAUGCAUUCAGGUCAACAUUUCAAUUCAGGGAAGGAAAUGAAGCACCUUAGAUCAUUACAGUUCCAAAACUGUUUAAAAUGAAGCACCUUAGAUCAUUAUGGUUCCUAAACUGUUUAAAACUGUUAACUUUCUUUUAACAUCGUCUUGUAUGUCCCUGAUCUUUGGACGAUCAUCAUGUUGUACUUAUUUACAAAAGUUAACGACUGAUUUGGUGUUCAUCUACUAUCCUAUUCAUUUACUGUAUUUCACCACCACAGUUAAUGAAAUCUAUGGGAGCGUUUGUCUACCGAAUUCACGGAAUGUGGAAUUUUGGAUCUCCACCAAUACAGAGCUAAUGAAAGCCAGCAAUGACAAUUAAUUAGAUUUGUUUUUUAAUUACUUAAAAGAACCUUAGAUCUAGUUGUGUACUGCAUUUCAUUAAUUUCAUUAAUCUAGACAUAAAUAAGGCUUUGGAUCAGGCUGGCCUUUUCAAACUGCAAAAUAAAUUGUCUGAUAUAGUUUUCCAAAUUGGUUUCUUCAAUUUCCUCCUGGUUGAUAGGGAGGAAAAGGUAAAGUUUUUAGGAUACCAGAAGGGCUCCCUAUUGAAAUAUCAGCACUCGAAAUGCCAACAAGCAGAAGAAAAAAAAAAAAACAGAAAGCACAGGAGAAGAGCAAAUCUCGAAAAUCACUCUUCUUAAAAUUUCUUUACUGAUUCGCACUAGACUCACUGUAGCAGGUCUUGACAUUUCAAAUGGUUCUGAGCCUAACUCUGUUAAAAUGUAUGUGCAUAAUGCUGAAUUACCUAAUAGCAUUUAGCACACAGAAACUGCAGAUAUUAUUUAGAUGGUGACAUUUAUUAACAAUGUAAAGGAUGCUUUCAAAUUCAACUCUUAGCUUGAUGCAUUUCCAUGUUAAGCAAAUAAAAAAAUAAAUAAAUGACAUGGAACUUAAUACUGCCAAUAUAAAUCAUAACAUAUUUUCAGUGUAGAGUUUAAUGCCUCAUUAUUUCAUGUAGAUGAUGGCUAUCUAAUUCUAGGUAUCAGCACUGAUAGGUCUGUGACCUUAAAUCCCAUACUAAGGAUGUCAGCAGUAAAUCAAAAGUGUUACCUGUAUUUAAAAGUACAACCUGAGUCAAAUUCAGCUGUUGUGCAUUUGUUCAGUCAGCCUAUCAGGUGGUGUUUUAAGGUCAAGAUGGUACAAAUCCAGACUUGUGUAACUAAAAAUUAAGCUAAGUUUCUUAUAUGUCUUAUAAAAAUCUGAUGAUCUGUGUUUAUGUGUGUGAAGCUACAUAUGGAUUCUGUAGUGUAAUGCCUGCAAUAUCUGCCUCUUAUGUAGACGGUCAUGAGUUCAGACUCCAGUGGAACGAUUAUUGUUGACAGCACUAAGGUUAAGAUCCUGACCUGUCAACGGUCUGUUUCCUGCAGUUCAGGGUUUGAUUCUUUUUUGCCUACUGUGUGUGUUGGAGGAAACCAGGUUCCAUGACGAUGCCAUGGACUGCAUGCCUAAAAAGUACUUAUGAACUUCAGCAGCUUCGUGUCGGUUUAUUAAACGUUUAGUUUUUUUUUUUAAGGUCUAGGUUUAAGUACAGUUUCAUCUAGUUAUAGUUUAAAGGGCAUAAACAGACUCAAAUAGGUGACUAUGCAUUUAGAUGAAAAGUAUUUUUUGAAUCUCCAUUAAGGGUAGUAGGCAUUUCAGUUAGUUUACCUGAUACAAUUAAGGCAACUAACACACUGGUCAGGUUUAAGGAUUUGGAUAAUUACAUGAAGGAAAUGUGACAUCCGAUAUAUACGUUAUACAGCAGCUCAUGUGCCACUGAGAAACAAGCUACACUCCGCGACAGUUUGUCUUGAAAAUUGUGUUAACCUCCAUUGUGUGUUGUGUAAUAUAUUGGCUCCUCCUGUUUGUUGUCAUUAUUUUUUUUUGACAGGCAUAAAGCUCUACAUAGACAUAAAUUCUUUCUUCUGCUACUGUGGACAAUUUCUAAGUAUAAUUAAAUGUGAAUGGGACCUAAAUGCUGUACCUGUUUUAGGAUUCUGUAAUAUGUGAUGCUAAAUGUAGGCUGAGUUUGUUAUUGUGAAUAUAUUGAAACUGAAGGUUAAUUUGAA